Molecule: messenger RNA, 632 nt
Organism: Otolemur garnettii (small-eared galago)
Lineage: Eukaryota; Metazoa; Chordata; Mammalia; Primates; Galagidae
Gene: SMIM19
Product: small integral membrane protein 19
Exons: 4
Coding region: 185-508 (107 amino acids)
Source: RefSeq, a predicted model, not a curated record
GCGCAAGUCGGCGGGACUGUGCGGAGCGGGCUCCCGAGCGGCUGCGGCGGCGCUGGGGGCUCCGGGCCGCUUCCCGGAGAGGAGGACGCGGUGUCACCGCCAGACUCGGUUUCCUUCCCGGAGGAGCCGGCCUCGCCCGGUCGGGGUCGCGGUUGAAGAGUUCGGGUUUCGGGGUCAGAGCCCCAUGGCCUCAGCCUACGGAGUGAUGGGAGAUGAGGGCUCUAUUGAUUACACUGUUCACGAAGCCUGGAACGAAGCCACCAAUGUUUACUUGAUUGUUAUCCUCGUUAGUUUCGGGCUCUUCAUGUAUGCCAAGAGGAACAAAAGGAAAAUUAUGAGGAUAUUCAGCGUGCCACCUACAGAAGAAACUUUGUCAGAGCCCAACUUUUAUGACACAAUAAGCAAAAUCCGUUUAAGACAACAGCUGGAAAUGUAUUCCUUGGCAAGGAAAUACGACUGUCAACAGCCACAAAACCAAGGUGAUAGUGUGCAGCUCUCCUUGGAAUGAAGCCUUAGAAAAUGAGCGACAUAAGGGAUUGUUGUUAAACAAUACGGCAGCAACCGCCUGAUUCUACUAAAUCAUGGACAGCAUUGUAAAAACCUCUGUCUGCAUAAAAUCAUUUCACCUGUGA